This is a messenger RNA of Bombus huntii, 3989 nucleotides long. Its product is annotated as zinc finger protein 82-like. Gene Ontology annotation, molecular function: DNA-binding transcription factor activity, RNA polymerase II-specific; RNA polymerase II transcription regulatory region sequence-specific DNA binding; zinc ion binding. Lineage: Eukaryota; Metazoa; Arthropoda; Insecta; Hymenoptera; Apidae. Gene Ontology annotation, biological process: regulation of transcription by RNA polymerase II. Gene Ontology annotation, cellular component: nucleus. The transcript has 5 exons. The record is from RefSeq and is a predicted model, not a curated record. The coding region runs from base 205 to 2718 and encodes 837 amino acids.
UGAUCGAUACGCAAUCGUUCUGCCGAGUAUCUCCGAAGUUAGCCGAGAGAGUCGAAGAUAACCGAACAGCCACGAAGUUGGCCGAGUUACAGUGAGCAAACGACGCGUACCGAAGAACGCGGGGUCUUCUCCGGCUUGGAUUGAAACAGCGUUCGCGUCUACGGGCGCGGUUUUGCGUCUCGAGCUGGCGUUUUACACGGUAAAAUGUCCUCCCUCGACUAUCUGGACCUGUGUCGAUUAUGCCUUGUGAAGGAUCGUGUUUCGGUGCCAAUUUUCGAGGGUGAGGGAGACGUACGACAAAUAUUUCUCAAGAUCGCCGCUUGCCUACCGGUCAAGCUUACAAGAGAAGAUAAGUUACCCAAAAAAAUAUGCGAUGAUUGUGUGUAUAAAGUAGAAUUAUUUUAUCAAUUUUGGAAUACUACUGCGAACGCAGAGAAACAACUAUUACAAUGGCUGGGAGAAGUCAGUUUAGAAGACAAACAGGGUUAUGUUACCAAUGUUCUCAAUACGAAUGUAAUGAAACAAGAACAGAAUUCAGAGAACAGGUUAGAUGGCAAUGUGAUGCAGCAAGUGGGAGAGCAUCAAAACAAUAUGGGGAUGGCUAUGAUGGACAACAUGGGUUUGGGUAUACCCAUGAUGAUAUCAAGUGCUAAUCAACAACAAAUCACCUCAGUUCCUAUGGACACAAGCAAUAAUACUGUACAAACCGUUCAGGCAGUACCUGGUCCAAGUUCACAAACCACACAUAACCAAAUACCGCAGAAUCAAACAAGCACUACGCAACAAGAAGAUGAAGAGGAAAGUAGUGAAGAUGAUGAAAACUCUGAUGAAGAUUGCGACGGAGAUGAAGGUCUACCUGUAAAAGAAGAAAGUGAAGAGGAUCCCAGCAAUAGAACCAUAGAGCCCACAACCUUUGUAAAUGUUUCCCUGGCUUGCGACGAGGCAGGUCCUUCUGGGCUACAGCAACAAAAAAUAUCAGAUAUGCCUGAGAUGCCUAUUCCACAACCAACUGACGGGGAUCCCAAAUCUGGGAGGUCUACGAUCGCAGAAACGUCCCUGGGCCAGGGUAGAAAUGAUCGAGUGCAGUUCCAAGUUACUGUUCCAGCUUCCAGUCCCACGAUACAGAAUUCCAUGUCCUUGAAAGAUGAAAUAUAUCACGACGAGAACAGUCAGACGACAGUUAGAGACAUUGAAGACGAAGUUAACAAUAGUAGUUCCACUUUAGGAAGAGGAGUAGUUGAUGAUUCGAUCGUGGACACGGUGAAAACUGUUUUGGUGCCUGUUAGAAAUCCAGUGACGAAGGAAAUUAAGAAUAUAUUGGUACCUGUUGAAGUAAGGGACGAGUCUGGAUUAAACAUAAUCAAAAGUGUAUUAAUUCCUUUUUCAGCAGAGGAUGGAUCGAUGUCUUACGAAAUUAAAAAGGUCAUGGUACCUAUCAAGUCGGAAUUGAGUUUAUCGCCAAAAAAGAAAACUGAGAAAAAGACUUUAUUAACAAAUAAAACUAGAAGGAAGCAGGUGAAUUGUAAAAAAAAAGAGAAGAAAAAAAACGAAGAGAAACAGGAGACGUCAUUGGAAAAAAGGACGAGGAGCCCAGAAAGGAAAAAGGAGCCCAGGAAGAAACAAAAGAAAAAGAAAGUAGAAAAGAAAACAGAGAAAGUAUUAGAGUUAGAACUGGACAGUAUAUCGACAGAUGUAUCCAAGGAAGAAGUGGAUCAAAUAUUGGACACUUUAAAGAACAUUUGCCCAUUCUGUCAGAAGUGUUUCAGAGACGAGGACCAAAUGCAAAAGCACGUCCUCAAGACACAUAAGAAACCAUAUAGCUGCGACAAGUGUCAUAAAGGCUACUUCUCCGACUUUGCUCUAGAAGAACACCAGAAAACACACGAUGUGGUUCCGUUUUAUCAGUGUUCCAUCUGUCAGAUGCAGUACAAAACCGCGACAGGAUUAAAGAAUCAUCAGACCCGUGAACAUAGUGACAUAGAUCCCAAAUUUACGUGUUAUUACUGUGAGAAGCGAUUCAAAUUAAAAUUAGACCUAAACCUUCACAUCCACAGAUCGCACAUGAACAUAACUAACAUUUGCAGAUUCUGUGGCAUGGCAGUGAAGAAUAUCGUGCAUCACGAACUAAAACACGAAAAGAACAAGAAAACCAGUUAUCUGCAUCAUUGCAGUAUCUGUUCUAGGAAAUUCAAAGCGUGGAACAGCUUGGAGAAUCAUUUAUUAAUGAAGCACAAAGCUCCUAAGGAAGGAUUGGACAUGUUAAGGACGCUGUGUGAAAAGAAAUUUCAAUCCAGAAAUGAUUUUUAUCGUCAUGUGCUUAACCAAUCGGAGGCCAAGCAGCACAAGUGUGUCAUUUGCGACAAAACAUUUGCUUCUGAGUAUAAUCUUCGUAAUCACGUCGCUCUACACUCGCAUACUUACCUGUGUUCCCACUGUGGCAAGAAUUUUACCACCAACUACUCGUUGAAGCUGCAUCUUCGAAAACACACUGGAGAACGGCCGUAUCAGUGUAAAAUAUGUUUAAAGACAUUUGCCAGAUCAACCUCGCUUAAACUACAUACUUUAACUCACACUGGUGAAAGACCAUAUGUGUGUGAUUUAUGUAGUCAAAGUUUCACUCAGAGAGGAAGCAUGAUGACGCAUCGUCGUAAGCAUCCUGGAAGUCAUCUGCCGCCUCCUCCUUUGAUACUAAAUAAACUCGAAAAUAACGAACAUUAAUUUUUGUUAAGAUGUCAGAUAUUAUGCAGAUUAAAAUACUGAAAAAUACAAUUUUGUACAAUACUUGAUGUAAAGUUGAUGGUGGAAUUUUGGGAUACAAAUACUUUUUGAUAAAAGGUGGAAUUAUGAAAGAAUAGCCAAGAUUAAUUUCUUUUUUUUUCAGAAUCUAGGAACGAUGCUCGCUUAAAUUCUAAUAAAUUGGAUGUUUUCGUUGCAAGUCUUGGGAAAUAAGCACUUUGUUUUCUGUUUAUUGUUUGUUGCCUGUUUAUUGAAAAGCAUAUUCGAUCGCGAUCAACUUACAAGAUAAGCUAUCGUCUAUGUUGGCAAUGAAAAAUACAGUGAACAAAAAUAGAUCUAAUUUAUUCCAAUUGCCAAUAACAUUUUUUUUAAAUAUUUUUAUGAAUUUUAUAGUUUUAAUAUAAUGUUAAUAUAUUCUUUUGUUUCUUGUUAAAAUAUCUAUGUGAAACACGAGACGAGUCUCUAGAUAUUGACUAACGGGAAGCGGUAUAUCUCACUUGAAUUUAAGUGCAAUAAUUAUACUAGAAUUUAAGCAAGCAUUAUUAUAUUCAUAUUUUAUUUCAUCCGAUUGCAUUACACUUCAAAGUUCAUUAUUUCUUUUAUCACUUAGAUAAUCGUGUUCAUAAAGUGUCAUCUCCAUUCUUCAUUUUUUAAUGAAUCUUGUUCACUUAAAACUUAUCGCAGUUUUACAGUGAAGUAAAAAAGUUAUUUCUCAAGGUGUUUUCGAUUCGAUGAUUUUCAGAAAAAAGUUUCUACUAUGCGUAUUGAUCCUAUACGUGUUAAUCCUUCUGUUAUCAAAAAGUGCGUAAGACAAACUUCAACGUGACUGUUUUUUUUUAUCAGACGAAAUGUCAAUUUGAUGAUUCGACUUAAUGUCGAUUUGACUUAAUGAUGUAUAUAGUUCAUCGUAAAGAGGAUAAAUACUGUAAAAUAAAAGAGUAAAUAGGAAAUGUAAAAAAUCAGAUCGUUAGAAAGUACAAUACUUACGAAGAAAGGACGAAGAGAGCAAAUAGAAGAGCAAAAUGACGCAUUGUUAAGCAUUCAUUUGUAAGUUCUACCGUGAUUGUAAGAAUGGAUAAAGAAUGAGCUUUACCUAUCCAAUUUAGAUGUUUUUGAGAAAUUAUGAAAUUUUGUUGAUUUAAAAUACGACGAACUGCAGGUUCACAUUAAUUUCAUUAUUAACAUUCGAGGCGUUUAUUGUUUGUACUGGAUCAUUUGUUCCUUUAAUUAAAUCCUUUUUAAUAAUUGUUAAA